UUUGUUUUUCUACGACUCGGCCAAUGGGUAGAAUUUAAAGUUGAAAAAAAUGUAGUGGUCGUCGUCACAUUUUAAAUUGAAAGAUUAAAUAAAGUUAUCACAUCCUGGUGACCUCAGUUAACUUAAUUGGCUAGUUUUGCGGGGUUGACGUUGUACUCGAUCUGAUUUAAAUAAUUUGACAGUUUUUUUCCUCCAAAGAAGGAUGGGGAGCGGCGGGGGAAAGGAUCCCCACUUCAACUCGGAGUUGGAGUGGAUUCGAUUUCGUGAAGACGCGUUGGGCGAAUAUGCCUUCCCCGUCGAGGGCACGACGGGAAAGCUGAGUCGAAAAAUUAAGGAAAACCCCUUCGUCCCCUUGGGUGCUGUCGCCACUCUGGCUGCUUUGACGUACGGACUCUGGUGCUUUCGCCAAGGUCGCUCACAACACUCACAGUACAUGAUGCGAGCCAGAAUCGGGGCGCAAGGCCUUACCGUCGCCGCCAUUUUGGGAGGCUUCUUCAUCGGCGCAAAGGGCACGACCACUGAGCAGAAGGCAGCACCAACGACACCCACACCAAAAUAAUUACCCAAGAAUCCACGGAAAUCAAUUUUAAAUUAUGUAAAUCCUAGUCUUCGCUACUGCGUUGUUUAAUUGAUAGUUAGUGGGUGAAAUUAGUCCUAUGCUCGAUAAUUAUAGGCAGAUACAUUGUCUUUACGAGAGGAUGAGAUAAAUUGUUCAUACGCGAAAUUUUUAUUUGGUGUAAAAAGUAAAUAAAUAAAGUCUAGUAAACAACAGAUAAAUAUUCAAUUAA
Molecule: messenger RNA, 788 nt
Organism: Folsomia candida
Lineage: Eukaryota; Metazoa; Arthropoda; Collembola; Entomobryomorpha; Isotomidae
Product: HIG1 domain family member 2A, mitochondrial
Exons: 3
Coding region: 203-559 (118 amino acids)
Biological process (GO): mitochondrial respirasome assembly
Cellular component (GO): mitochondrion
Source: RefSeq, a predicted model, not a curated record